This is a messenger RNA of Theileria parva strain Muguga, 989 nucleotides long. It is a transcript of the gene Ubb, whose product is annotated as Ubiquitin family protein. Bases 402 to 869 code for a protein of 155 amino acids. Gene Ontology annotation, cellular component: nucleus; cytoplasm. NCBI's taxonomy places the organism in Eukaryota, Apicomplexa, Aconoidasida, Piroplasmida, Theileriidae. Gene Ontology annotation, biological process: protein ubiquitination; modification-dependent protein catabolic process. Gene Ontology annotation, molecular function: ubiquitin protein ligase binding; protein tag activity. The record is from RefSeq and is a predicted model, not a curated record. The transcript has a single exon.
GCGAAUUACUUUAAUUUGGACUAGACUCUUAAUAAACUCCCGUUGAAUUUUCCCGAUACCAAAAACUAAGUUUUCUUAGUAUACUAAACCAAAAAAUUAAUUGCUAAAGGUCUGGAUCAUAACAAAAUAGAUUCUCAGAUCCCGCUUGUAAUAUUGUAUCACAGAACUUUAUAAUAAAUUUUAAAUUCGUUUUAUAAUAUAUUGUGUGAAAUUUUUUACAUUCAUUUUAAACUAUUUCACCCAGAAAUCUAAAUUGUAACUUGUUUCUUUUAGUGAAGGAUAAACAGCCCACAAGAUUACCUUAUAAAAUCUGUAAGAUUACUGGAUCGAAUCUACGAGAUUGCUGGAUCUUUUGUAAAGUUAUUGAGACAAUAGUAUAAUCUUUUCUACGAUAAGGCAAUAUGCAGAUAUUCGUCAAAACUUUAACAGGAAAAACUAUAACCCUCGAGGUUGAGCCUAGCGACACGAUAGAGAAUGUUAAGGCUAAGAUUCAGGAUAAGGAAGGAAUUCCUCCAGACCAACAGAGGUUGAUAUUUGCUGGUAAGCAGCUAGAGGAUGGUAGAACACUCAGUGACUACAAUAUCCAGAAGGAGAGCACCCUACAUUUAGUGCUUAGACUCAGAGGAGGUAUGCAAAUUUUUGUUAAAACCCUCACUGGCAAGACUAUAACCCUCGAGGUUGAGCCUAGCGACACGAUAGAGAAUGUUAAGGCUAAGAUUCAGGAUAAGGAAGGAAUUCCUCCAGACCAACAGAGGUUGAUAUUUGCUGGUAAGCAGUUAGAGGAUGGUAGGACUUUGAGUGACUACAACAUCCAGAAGGAAAGCACGCUUCACUUGGUUUUGAGGCUCAGAGGAGGUUAUAAAAGUUAAAAUUACCAACUACUAACCCGAAUCGAGCGUUUUAAAAUUAAAAUCGAGACUGAUUUUUAAUUUUAAAAACCAAUGUAGUUUUAUGUAAUUUUAACCAAUUUAAUAUAUUCAUACCGUGUA